AUGGUUACCACCGCUUCACCUCCCUCAUCUGCUUCACCCUAUUUGCAGCAGUCAUGGCACCAAUUCAUUCCAUCAUCUCAGACUUGGAGCCGUGUUGAAACCUCUGGGCCGCCCCGCCAAGCAUCGGAACUCGGCAGAAAUCUGGAUCCAAAGUUGAGGAUCGUCACUUGGAACGUCGACGCUGGUGCUCACUUCACCGAGUCUCGGUUGGAGGCCAUUGUCUCUCACAUCCUGUGCCAAAAGCCCGUGGCCGACAUCAUCUUUUUCCAGGAGGUUUCCAGGCCGGCGCUACUGCAUCUCUUGAAAGAUACUCGCAUUCGAGAUUCAUGGUUCUCAACGGAAGCGGAUACGACAAACUGGGGAGGCCACAUAUUUGCGACCAUGAUGCUUGUUUCAAAGGCCAGGUUUGGUCCCUCCAACAAAUCCAUGUCUGUCUCGGCCCUAGGACCAGUGUGGAGGGUCAAGUUUCCCAGUCGCUUCGGCAGAGAUGCCCUGUGCAGCGAUAUCUUUGUUUCUUCCCCAACAGAUAACUCGUCCCAGAUAUCACGACUUAGACUGAUCAACGUUCAUCUCGACUCACUCGCCCUUGAACGUUCAAGGCGCCCUGAGCAACUGUCAAUCGCUGCAGAAAUGUUGAGAGAGACUGGAAAGGGUCUGAUCGCUGGUGAUUUUAAUCCUGUCCUUCCUGAGGAUAAUACUCUUGUCGCAUAUAAUGGUCUUGUGGAUGCUUGGACUAAGGUGCACGACUCUGAGCCGGGGUUCACUUGGGGUGUUGAUGGAAAGCAGGCCUUCCCGCCAGGUCGGCUCGACAAGAUUGCUAUAUUGGGCUUGCAACCGCACGAGAUCGAGGUCAUGCAUCCUGGUGUAAUUGAGAAGGAGGAGUUUGGUGUUGGACAAGUGCCUUGGAGCGACCACUCUGGCUUGAGAUGUACCUUUGAGGUCUGA
This is a messenger RNA of Fusarium vanettenii 77-13-4, 945 nucleotides long. RefSeq lists its product as uncharacterized. Gene Ontology annotation, molecular function: 5'-tyrosyl-DNA phosphodiesterase activity; single-stranded DNA binding. The transcript has a single exon. Gene Ontology annotation, cellular component: cytoplasm; PML body. Gene Ontology annotation, biological process: double-strand break repair. Lineage: Eukaryota; Fungi; Ascomycota; Sordariomycetes; Hypocreales; Nectriaceae. The coding region runs from base 1 to 945 and encodes 314 amino acids. The record is from RefSeq and is a predicted model, not a curated record.